AUGUUCGCUGCAGCACAGCAGCAGCUGGUGCGGUUGGCGCGUCAAGAGUUGUCUGCAGUGGACUUGGAGAAGGAUGCAUCAGUGCCUGGCUUCAACGACAGAGCCCUGAAGCUCUUGGCCGCUUGCUACCGAGUCUUAGAGACACCUGACUUCGAAAGCUUGGCCAACAUGCUUUUGGGACCCUCCACGAAAGCUGUCCACCUGGAGAGUGCUCCGGCGCAGCUCUUGCGCCUGUCGCAGCUGCUACGCUUGCGCGAACAGCUGGCCGCCUUCGAGGACGAUCUGCUGUCCACGGAGGUGGUGCGGCCAAGUGGAGUUGCUGGUGACUUGGAGAGGCUCACGCGUGUGACCCUGAAGGGCUGGCGCCUGGCCCGGCACCGACGCUGGGAGGCGGAGAUCCGCGAGGUUUGCAACGGCUUGCUUGAGCACGUGAUCUUUGAUCAGCUCCUGGAGGGAGAGAAGGGUGGCAUUGAAGAAAGGUGUUGCAAGCUUCUUCCUUCGGUCGCAGCGCAUUUCAGGGCCUUUCUGGGUCCUACUACCUCGGUGCUUUUCGAAGUGCUCAAGGAGAGGAUACUCAAGCUUCACUUGCUGGAGGCCGGGCCGCCGGCCGAGAGCUUGGUGCGGUGCCUGGAACGCAUUCUAGACCAUGCGGCAACCGCGCACUUCAGUGACCAGCGCUGUGUUGACGCCGACAGUGUGCAGAUGGAGGACGCUCUGCGCGCAGAAGAAGCGAACAAAAAGAGUCGUCCGGUGAUGCACUGA
This is a messenger RNA of Durusdinium trenchii, 762 nucleotides long. The record is from the annotation of a GenBank genome assembly. NCBI's taxonomy places the organism in Eukaryota, Dinophyceae, Suessiales, Symbiodiniaceae.